Molecule: messenger RNA, 2700 nt
Organism: Paramecium tetraurelia
Lineage: Eukaryota; Ciliophora; Oligohymenophorea; Peniculida; Parameciidae
Exons: 4
Biological process (GO): transmembrane transport; monoatomic ion transport
Cellular component (GO): membrane
Molecular function (GO): monoatomic ion channel activity
Source: RefSeq, a predicted model, not a curated record
AUGGAUUAGCAGGAAUCAGCAAGAUCGAUCAACAUAAGUUCUUCACGUUUUUCAGAUAAAUUCUAACCUUAAUUGAUUCAGAUGAACGCUAAUCAAAUUCAAAAAAAUUAAUUGGAUAGUUAAGAUAUGAGUCCUGUAUACGAGAGAUCAAACGAUGAAAUAGCACACGAUAAAUAGUUGAGACAAGCUAGAGCUAAUCUAAAGAAAACAUCAAAUUAUUAUACAGCAUCUUAAUUCCCAUAAGACAGAAUUUAAAAUGCAAGAGGCAGCAAGAUUAUGCAAUUAAUCAAACAGAAGAACCAAUUGAAAAAAUUUAAGGAGAAACUAUUUCAAAAUGCCCACAUAUAUCCUCGUCAUCCAAAUGAAUAAUUACUUAGUUUUUUGGAAGAGUAAUACAUUCACAAAAAUCAGCAUCACCAAAAAAAUUCAUAACAAGAAUCCAGAUUUGAUUAAGUUCAUAUGGAGUUGCUGAAGAGCAUAGACAAUGUUUAAUAAUAACACAAAAUUCCAAUAAUAAAUCCAACAGGUAAAUUUUAUAUGUUUUGGCAAUUCUUAAGACUUAUUUAAAUAAUGUUUUUGCUAUGGUGGGUACCAUUUAAGAUAUCAUUUGAUCCACCGAAGACUUCUGCAAUGAAUUAAAUUGAAAAUUUACUUAUCUAUUUAUUUGGAGUUGAUUUAUUAAUUAAAUUGAAUAGAGGUAUGAUAGAUCAAGGACAAAUAGUCUAUGAUAGACUUAAGAUUAUGAAACACUACAUCAUCUAUGAAUUAUAUGAAGAUGCUAUCUAUCUAAUUACGUUGACUUUUGUUAUUGGCAGUGAUCCCAUAACAAUAUAUUUCUUCCCUGAAGUUAUAGUAUUAAUACAAUUUACUUUAAAUUUCAUUAAACUCAAGAAAACUAUUAACAAGUAUGGAGAGAUGUUUGCGAUUCAAUCGAACUUUACCGAAUUUGUCAGCCUGUCUCAAUUAAUUAUUUUAAUCUUUUACUUUGCUCAUUUUAUGGCUUGCAUUUGGUAUUAUGUUGGUAACAUGAGUUAAUCUUCUUUCUCAAAUUCAUGGAUUCAACAACAGAAUUUAGAAAAUUCUGCAGUAUUUCAUAAAUAUGGCUACUCAUUUUAUUGGGCAACUGCUACAAUGGUAACUGUUGGAUAUGGCGAUGUGACUCCAUAAAACAUUUAUGAAGUUCUGUGUACAAUUAUUAUGAUAUUCUUUGCUAGUGUGGUAUUUGCUUUUUCAAUAAAUGCAAUUGGGGUGAUAUUCUCAAAUAUUGAUUUACAAAAGUAGUCUUAUAAAAGGAAUCUUAUGUUGAUCAACCAAUAUAUGAACUAAAAUGAAGUUUCCUUGCAAUUGUAAAGCAGAGUCAGGAACUACUUAAAAUAUUAUUAUGAACAAUAAGUAAAAGGGAAUAAAUAAGAAAUUAAUUCAAUUAUAGAGAAGUUGUCUUAUAAUCUAAAAUAAGAAUUAUUGGAAGAUGUUUAAAUUAGAGCAAUUAACUGUAUUGAUUUCUUUACUAAGAAUUUUUAACCAUCCACUAUUCAUCAGAUUGCAUGCAGAAUGAGUAUUCAGCAAUAUACACCUAGAGAAAUCAUAUUCCAAUCAAACUCCAUUGAUGAAAAUUCAAUAUAUAUAAUUCAAAAAGGGGAAAUCAAUCUUAUUGAUAACAAAACUAAUAAAAUCAUAUAGAAAUGCUCGAAAGGUUAAUGUUUCGGAGAGUUUGAAUUUUUAACUUCCCAAAAGAGAUAAACAAAAGCUAUUAGCACUACUUUUAGUUCAAUAUAUAGAAUGAGCAGAGAGACCUUUCUUGAUAUCAUAACCGAGAAUUCAAUUGACUUUUAAAAGUAUUGUGAAAUGAGAGACAAGAUUUUAUUUCAUUAUUAAGAUUUAUCAAUUAAAUGUGCUGCUUGCUAAGGAGAUCACCUAAUCAAUAAUUGCCAUUACAUCACUUAUAAACCCGAUACAGAAUUCCUUGUAAAAAGAGAAUUGUUCAAUUCCAAACAAGAUAGAUCUUCAUUUACUCGCAAAAAUUUGAGAUUUCAAAGAAUCUUCAAUAAUCAUGAAGAGCAUGAUCCUCCCAAUAAAAUACAACAAUAGGAUGAAUAAAGUGUCUCUGAAGAUUCCGAAAAUAGAUAAAACUCUAGUGUUCUUGAAAGUGAACAUCAAAACAUUCUACUAAACGAUGAAAUUACCUAACAUAUUAAAAAACGUAUCUCUCUAUGGGUUACUAAUCCUGAAUAACCAGGAAUGGAGGAAAAAAAGUCUAUCUAAAAAUCUAAUCGGCACAAUAGUGAUAGUCCUAAUACUAAGCAAUAUAAAAAAUCACUAUAUAACUCCUCUUAGGAUCAAUCUAAAAGAUAUGUCAAUAACUAAUAUCUUUAAAUUAGUGAUCAAUAAUAAUUGCAUUAACAAGUAAUGAACUCAUCUAAUAAUUCUUAAACAAAAAGUAAUCAUCAAUUUAAUCAGUUGGAACAUAUACAAUCAUUCCAUUCAUACAAUUUUGAAUUAGAUAAAAUGGAAACAUUUCAAAUCUACUUCCCUCACAAUAAUAUAUUAAAUGUUCUCAAUUCUUACUAAUAAUAGUAGAAAUUACAAAAACUCUAUAAAAUUAAUAUUUCCUCCAAUAAAUAUAGAUUUAUAUUUAUCCAGAAGCAGCCCUUGCCAAAUGCCUUCAAAAGGUCAUUGUAUCGUGUCAAUAGUUAAAUUUGA